AUGGAUCAUAUGGCCUUUCAGGUCUCGGGCAUGGCCCCUCCCAUCAUGAACCAACCGCCACAGGUCUUUGGUAGCUACGAUGGCAUACCGCAAUUGCCCCCCGAAAUUGCUGCUCAAAUGUUCAACGACUCGGCUAUGAUGCUCGAAGAUGCCAACGAUCCAAAAAGAAGGAGAAUUGCCAGGGCAUGCGAUAUGUGUCGCAAGAAGAAAAUCAAGUGUGACGGCAAGAUGCCUUCUUGUACGCACUGCAUUAAUUACAAGACCGAGUGUGUCUUUACUCAAGUCGAGAAAAAGCGCGCUCCUCCAAAAGGUGCAAAGUAUAUUGAGGGUCUUGAGAACCGUUUGAAUCGCAUGGAACACCUUUUGAGGCUCUCUGGCCUCCUCGACGAGGAUGAUGAUGAUCUUGGCGCUUUGGAGAAGAGGUUAAUGGAACGACAGGAAAAGUCGAGACAAGCGUCAAUGGCUGUUGGAUCUGGACCAAACUCACCAUCCCACUCUAUAUCUAUUCCUUCGGCCGCAGACGGCACUGUAAUGACCCCUCAGAGCUCACUGACAUCACCCAACUCUAUUGCCAAGGAUGAGAAGCGCAAGUCAGCCACACCAGCUCCUUCGAACGCCCCAUCAACAGCGCCAGCACCAAAUGCAAAUGGAGACGAAGCACAGCCUGAAGAGCCGGAAGAAGUUGAGGCUUUGUCAGAGAUGAUGUGCUCUCUAGUAACAAAUAAUUAUGGAGAGACUAGAUAUAUUGGCUCAUCUUCCGGUUUCUCUAUUUUCUCGCCCAAGGGAGUCUCGUGGGUGAACUCAAAGACUGGCGAUGACUCUUUCCAACGAACUAUAUCGGACAUUUCUGUCGACGACCACAAGUGGACUAACUGGAAACCUGAAGUCUUUGGCGAUCUCUUCCAGCGACCUAUCUUCCGCCCACUGCCUCCCAAGCCCGAGGCCCUGUCUCUGCUCCAGGAUUACUUUGACAACUUUAAUUGCAUCUUCCCUCUGUUUCAUCAGCCAACCUUCAUGCACCUGGUACAGAUGCAGUAUUCGGCUGAGCCCUACCAGGGAUCUGGAUGGUGGGCAAGUCUCAACUGUGCGCUCGCUAUCGCCCACCGCUUGCGCGUCAUGAGCAAUCUCGUUCCACAAGAUGAGGAUGAGAAGGCAUGGGGCUAUCUGAAGAACGCCAUCGGUGUUUUCCCAGAGCUGACUAUGCGAAACACCGACUUGUUAAGUGUCCAGGCUCUCCUUGGUAUGGCCCUGUUCUUGCAGGGGACACCCAACCCUCAGCCCACGUUUUUGCUCGUUUCAGCGGCGAUGCGUCUCGCACAGAGCAUUGGUCUUCAUAAGCGCGGUACCGGAUUUAACCUCAAUCCUAUCGAAAUUGAGCAACGUAAGAGAGUCUUUUGGAUCGCUUACAUGCUUGACAAAGACCUCUGUCUCCGCGCUGGCCGUCCACCGGCUCAGGAUGAUGAUGAUAUGAAUGUCGAGCUUCCAGAUGCUGAUCCAGCAGACAACAUCGGUAACAUUCCACUAGCUGAUGGCAAGGGCAAAAUGAACCUCUUCCGCGUCAUGUGUGAAUUCGCUACUAUCGAAAGCGAGGUCUACAAGAGGUUAUAUUCUGUUCAGGCUACCAAGCAAUCCGAUGGCGAACUUCUCAACACCAUUGGCGAACUGGACCAGAAGCUGGAAGAGUGGAAGGACAGUAUUCCCAUUGAUUAUCGCCCUGAGCAUGACAUCAAUGCCUCGCACACUCCUCUGAUCCUCCAUGUUGUUAUGUUGCACCUCACGUACUACAACUGCCUCACGACCAUUCAUCGCAUGUCUGUUCAUCACGGUUACUGGACUAGCCGACUGGCCAAUUAUGCCAUUCAGGGUCUAAACGCUCGACCUCUUAACCCGCGUGUCUUUUCCUCAGCAGCACUUUGCACGGCCGCAGCGCGAGCGUCUGUCUCUCUGCUGAAGUAUGUGCCUCAGGGCGAUUUUGCUUGUGUCUGGAUGAUUCUUUACUUCCCUGUCUCUGCACUCGUAACAUUGUUUGGAAAUAUUCUCCAGAAUCCUCUGGACCCACGCGCCAAGUCAGAUACUCGACUUAUGAAUAUUGUCGUCACCUUCCUCUCUAUGCUCGGACAAGAAGCUGAACAGGGUGGUGUGCACCGAAUGCUCGGUAUUUGUGCCGAAUUCGAACGUAUAGCCAAAGCUGUUAUCGACAAGGCCGAAAAGGAGCAGUCUUCUAGGCGCAAGCGUAAGAACCAAGACUCUGCAAGCAAAACAUCCACCAACGCCGGUGCGUCCUCAGUCCGACAACAUGCUACCAAAGAGUCGGUAAGGUCUGCUUCUGUGUCUUCCACUGCACCCAGAAGAUCUUCCCAAGCCCAGCUAUCACCACCCUCAAACGGUGAUUCGAUGGGAUCGUUUCCUAUAAGCACGCCGAUGAACGAUCCUUCUCCAUCGGCAAUGUCAGCUGGUUGGCCGCAAGAGUUCCCGGUACCGCAACCUAAUCAAAAUGGCGACUUUGAUUCAUCAAUGAACUAUGGUGAAGGUAGUAUGAACUCUCCGCAAAUGCCGGUAUCAGCAUUCCAACAGCCACUCCUUCCACAAGAUCUCUUCUCCUUGCCUAUGACAUUGGAUUGGAGCUGGGCUGAGAUGACCACUGGCGCGUACCCAACUGUCGAGAAUGGUAAUUUUGGGGGGGAUCAAGUAUAA
This is a messenger RNA of Fusarium coffeatum, 2694 nucleotides long. RefSeq lists its product as uncharacterized. The transcript is spliced from 6 exons. Gene Ontology annotation, biological process: DNA-templated transcription; regulation of DNA-templated transcription. NCBI's taxonomy places the organism in Eukaryota, Fungi, Ascomycota, Sordariomycetes, Hypocreales, Nectriaceae. The coding region runs from base 1 to 2694 and encodes 897 amino acids. The record is from RefSeq and is a predicted model, not a curated record. Gene Ontology annotation, molecular function: zinc ion binding; DNA-binding transcription factor activity, RNA polymerase II-specific; DNA binding.